GGGGUGUGUGUAGGCUGCCGCGGCGGCGCGCAGCACGGCGGGAACAUGGCGCGCGGGGCCGGCGCGCGCGCGUAGCUGGCGGGACCGUUAGCUCGAGGCGGACGCGGCCCGGGUCCCGCGGGGAUGGAGCAGUCGCUGCCGCCGGCGCCCGAUCCGACGCCGGGGCCGACCCCCGCACGGAGCCGUAGGCGGCGGGAGCCGGAGUCGCCGCCGGUGCCGGCGCCGAUUCCUCUCUUUGGUGUUAAACCUAUUGGGCGGAGAAGCCCUGAUGGACCAGUGCUGAGCAAAGCUGAGUUUGUGGAGAAAGUUCGUCAGAGUAACCAGGCCUGUCAUGAUGGAGAUUUCCACACAGCUAUCCUUCUGUACAACGAAGCCCUGGCUGUUGACCCUCAGAACUGCAUUUUAUACAGCAAUAGAUCUGCAGCCUAUAUGAAAAUCCAGCAGUAUGACAAGGCGCUGGAUGAUGCAAUCAAAGCUCGACUUCUCAAUCCCAAAUGGCCAAAGGCAUACUUCCGACAGGGUGUUGCCCUGCAGUACCUCGGGCGUCAUGCCGAUGCUCUGGCAGCCUUUGCAUCUGGACUGGCUCAGGACCCCAAGAGUCUCCAGCUUCUGGUGGGGAUGGUAGAGGCUGCCAUGAAAUCUCCCAUGAGAGACUCCCUCGAGCCCACUUACCAGCAGCUUCAGAAAAUGAAGCUGGACAAGAGCCCCUUCGUGGUUGUGUCUGUGGUCGGGCAGGAGCUCCUGACGGCCGGCCAUCACGGCGCGUCUGUGGUCGUCCUAGAAGCUGCUCUGAAGAUCGGCACCUGCAGCCUCAAGCUGAGAGGUUCCGUGUUCUCGGCCCUGAGCAGCGCUCACUGGUCCCUCGGAAACACCGAGAAGAGCACUGGAUACAUGCAGCAGGACUUGGACGUCGCCAAGACCUUAGGUGACCAGACAGGAGAAUGCCGAGCUCAUGGGAAUCUGGGCUCUGCAUUCUUCUGCAAAGGGCAUUACCGGGAGGCCCUCGCGAACCACAGGCAUCAGUUGGUGCUCGCCAUGAAGCUCAAGGAUCGAGAGGCAGCUUCAGCAGCCCUGAGCAGUCUGGGCCACGUGUACACCGCCAUCGGAGACUACCCCAAUGCCCUGGCCAGUCACAAACAGUGCGUUCUUCUUGCCAAGCAAUCCAAAGACGAGCUUUCUGAGGCCCGAGAACUCGGCAACAUGGGAGCUGUGUACAUUGCCAUGGGGGACUUUGAGAAUGCUGUGCAGUGCCAUGAGCAGCAUCUGAAGAUAGCUAAGGACCUGGGGAACAAGCGAGAAGAGGCCCGGGCCUACAGCAAUCUGGGGAGUGCCUAUCACUACAGGAGGAACUUUGAUAAGGCCAUGUCUUACCACAACCAUGUGCUGGAGCUGGCGCAGGAAUUGGUGGAGAAGGCCAUUGAGAUGCGGGCCUACGCUGGCCUGGGUCACGCUGCCAGGUGCAUGCAGGACUUGGACAGGGCUAAACGGUACCAUGAGCAGCAGCUGGGCAUUGCUGAGGAUCUUAAGGAUCGGGCUGCAGAGGGGCGAGCAUCUUCCAAUCUAGGAAUCAUACACCAGAUGAAAGGCGAUUAUGACACCGCCCUGAAGCUGCACAAGACCCACCUGUGCAUUGCCCAGGAGCUGAGUGACUACGCCGCCCAGGGCCGCGCCUACGGGAACAUGGGCAAUGCCUACAAUGCCCUGGGCAUGUACGACCAGGCGGUCAAGUACCACCGGCAGGAGCUGCAAAUCUCCAUGGAGGUGAAUGACCGGGCCUCACAGGCAUCCACACAUGGGAACCUUGCCGUGGCCUACCAGGCCCUGGGUGCCCACGACCGGGCUCUGCAGCACUAUCAGAACCAUCUGAACAUUGCUCGGGAGCUACGUGACGUCCAGAGCGAGGCCCGGGCCCUCAGCAACCUGGGCAACUUCCACUGCUCUCGGGGGGAGUACGUCCAGGCCGCCCCUUACUAUGAACAGUACCUCCGGCUCGCUCCCGACCUUCAGGACAUGGAAGGGGAAGGGAAGGUCUGCCAUAAUCUCGGCUACGCCCAUUACUGCCUUGGAAAUUACCAGGAAGCAGUAAAGUACUACGAGCAGGAUCUGGCACUAGCCAAAGACCUUCACGACAAACUGAGCCAAGCGAAGGCUUACUGCAACUUGGGCCUAGCAUUCAAGGCUCUGCUUAAUUUCAGCAAAGCUGAAGAGUGUCAGAAGUACCUACUGUCCCUAGCCCAGUCCCUGAAUAAUUCCCAGGCUAAAUUUCGAGCCCUAGGGAACCUGGGUGAUAUAUUCAUCUGUAAAAAAGAUAUAAACGGUGCAAUAAAAUUCUAUGAGCAGCAGCUGGGCUUAGCUCACCAUGUAAAGGACAGAAGACUAGAAGCCAGUGCAUAUGCAGCCCUGGGCACUGCGUACAGAAUGAUCCAGAAAUAUGACAAGGCCUUGGGUUACCACACGCAGGAACUGGAGGUGUAUCAGGAGCUGAGCGACUUGUCGGGAGAGUGCAGAGCUCACGGGCACCUGGCUGCUGUCUACAUGGCCCUUGGGAAAUACACGAUGGCAUUUAAGUGUUACGAAGAGCAGCUGGACCUCGGGCAGAAGCUGAAGGACCCGAGUCUAGAAGCCCAGGUCUACGGCAACAUGGGUAUCACGAAGAUGAACAUGAACGUGCUGGAAGAAGCCAUCGGCUACUUCGAGCAGCAGCUGGCCAUGCUGCAGCAGCUGAGCGGGAGCGAGUCUGUGCUCGACCGGGGCCGGGCCUACGGCAACCUGGGGGACUGCUACGAGGCCCUGGGUGACUACGAGGAAGCCAUCAAGUACUACGAACAAUAUUUGUCUGUCGCGCAAAGUCUGAAUCGCAUGCAAGACCAAGCAAAGGCUUACCGGGGCCUCGGGAAUGGACACAGGGCAAUGGGGAGCUUGCAGCAAGCCCUUGUGUGCUUUGAAAAGAGGCUUGUGGUCGCCCAUGAGCUUGGGGAGGCCUUUAAUAAAGCCCAAGCCUAUGGAGAGCUAGGAAGUCUGCACAGCCAAUUAGGGAAUUACGAACAAGCCAUUUCCUGCCUUGAACGCCAGCUGAACAUUGCUAGAGAGAUGAAAGACCGAGCUCUGGAAAGUGACGCGGCCUGUGGCCUGGGGGGUGUUUACCAGCAGAUGGGGGAAUAUGAUACAGCCCUGCAGUACCACCAGCUGGAUCUGCAGAUAGCAGAGGAGACCAACAACCCCACGUGCCAGGGCCGGGCCUAUGGGAACCUGGGCCUGACGUACGAAUCCCUGGGCACCUUCGAGAGAGCGGUGGUCUAUCAAGAACAGCACCUGAGCAUCGCUGCACAGAUGAACGACUUGGUGGCCAAGACAGUGUCGUAUAGCAGCCUUGGGAGGACCCAUCAUGCCUUGCAGAACUAUUCCCAGGCAGUCAUGUACCUGCAGGAAGGGUUAAGGUUAGCUGAGCAACUGGGGCGAAGAGAAGAUGAAGCCAAAAUUCGACACGGUCUUGGCCUUUCCCUUUGGGCAAGUGGGAACCUGGAGGAGGCCCAACACCAGCUCUAUAGGGCGUCAGCCUUGUUCGAGUCAAUCCGACAUGAGGCACAGCUGAGCACAGACUACAAGCUCUCCCUCUUCGACCUGCAGACGUCAUCCUACCAGGCUUUGCAGCGGGUGCUUGUCAGCCUAGGCCAUCACGAUGAAGCCCUGGCCGUGGCAGAAAGAGGACGGACGAGGGCAUUUGCCGAUCUCCUGGUAGAGCGGCAGACAGGACAACAGGACUCCGACCCCUACUCCCCAGUCACUAUUGAUCAGAUCUUGGAGAUGGUGAACGGCCAGAGGGGACUAGUGCUUUACUAUUCCCUGGCUGCUGGCUACCUGUAUAGCUGGCUGCUUGCCCCUGGGGCAGGAAUUCUCAAGUUUCACGAGCACUACUUGGGCGACAGCUCAGUGGAAAACUCCAGCGACUUCCAGGCGGGCAGCGGCGGCGCUCUUCCGACAGCCAUCAGCUCGGCCCUUGAGCAGCACAUUGCCGGUGUGCGGGAGGCCCUGGGCGUGGAGUCCUACUACUCCAGGGCCUGCGCCAGCAGCGAGACUGAGAGUGAAGCCGGAGACAUCAUGGACCAGCAGUUGGAGGAGAUGAACAACAAGCUCAACUCGGUCACCGACCCUACUGGCUUUCUGCGGAUGGUCCGCCGCAAUAACCUCUUCAACAGGAGCUGCCAGAGCAUGACGAGCUUGGCCAGCAGCACUGUGUCGCCCAUCAAGGAUGGGGCCUCCUCUCUCCCCCGGAGGCAGAGCUCGUUUGCUAGGUCCCCGCUCCGCGCUCUGUACGACCUGCUCAUAGCACCGAUGGAAGGGGGCCUGAUGCACUCCAGCGGCCCGGUCGGCCGGCACCGGCAGCUCAUCCUGGUUCUGGAGGGGGAGCUCUACCUCAUCCCCUUCGCCCUCCUGAAGGGGAGCUCCUCCAACGAGUACCUGUACGAGCGCUUUGCUCUCAUCGCCGUCCCCUCCGUCCGCUCCCUUGGCCCACAGUCCAAGACCCACCUGAGGAGGAACCCGCCCGCGUGCUCCAGCUCCACAUCCAUGGCAGCCGUCAUCGGCAACCCCAAGCUCCCGUCCGCGGUGAUGGACAGGUGGCUGUGGGGGCCCAUGCCGUCGGCCGAGGAGGAGGCCUACAUGGUAUCGGAGCUGCUGGGCUGCCAGCCCCUGGUGGGCAGCGUGGCCACCAAAGAGAGGGUUAUGAGCGCCCUGACCCAGGCCGAGUGUGCCCACUUUGCCACCCACAUCUCCUGGAAGCUGUCAGCGCUGGUCCUCACGCCCAGCGCGGAGGGCAACCCCGCCGGCAGCAAGAGCUCCUUUGGCCACCCCUACACGAUCCCCGAGUCCCUGCGGGUGCAGGACGACGCCAGCGACGGGGAGAGCAUCUCGGACUGCCCGCCCCUGCAGGAGCUGCUGCUCACGGCCGCCGACGUCCUGGACCUGCGGCUUCCGGUGAAGCUGGUGGUCCUGGGCUCCUCCCAGGAGUCCAACAGCAAAGCCACAGCCGACGGUGUCGUCGCGCUAACGCGCGCCUUCCUGGCCGCGGGCGCGCAGUGCGUCCUCGUGUCCCUGUGGCCAGUGCCCGUGGCCGCCUCCAAGAUGUUUCUCCACGCCUUCUACUCGUCCCUGCUGAACGGCCUGAAAGCCAGCGCUGCCCUGGGGGAGGCCAUGAAGGCGGUGCAGAGCAGCAAGGCCUUCUCGCACCCCUCCAACUGGGCAGGGUUCCUGCUCAUCGGGAGCGACGUUAAGCUGAACAGUCCCUCGUCACUCAUCGGCCAGGCCCUCACAGAGAUCCUACAGCAUCCGGAGCGUGCACGGGAUGCCCUGCGAGUGCUGCUGCACCUGGUGGAGAAGUCCCUGCAACGCAUCCAGAAUGGGCAGCGCAACGCCAUGUACACGUCCCAGCAGAGUGUAGAGAACAAAGUGGGUGGCAUCCCUGGCUGGCAGGCCCUCCUCACCGCUGUGGGCUUCCGGCUGGACCCCCCCGCCAGCGGCCUGCCGGCGGCCGUCUUCUUCCCGACCUCGGACCCGGGUGACCGGCUCCAGCAGUGCAGCAGCACCGUCCAGUCCCUGCUGGGUCUGCCCAGCCCGGCCCUGCAAGCCCUCUGCAAGCUCAUCACUGCCUCGGAGACGGGCGAGCAGCUCAUCAGCCGGGCUGUUAAAAAUAUGGUUGGAAUGCUCCACCAGGUGCUGGUUCAGCUGCAGGCCGGCGAGAAGGAGCAGGACUUUGCAUCGGCUCCCAUCCAGGUCUCCAUCAGCGUCCAGCUGUGGCGGCUCCCAGGCUGUCAUGAAUUCCUGGCAGCUCUAGGCUUUGAUCUCUGUGAGGUUGGUCAGGAGGAAGUAAUCCUGAAAACCGGGAAACAAGCCAAUCGGCGGACCGUGCACUUUGCGCUCCAGUCCCUGCUCGCCCUCUUCGAUUCUACUGAGCUGCCCAAGCGCCUCAGCCUUGACAGCUCAUCUUCCCUGGAGUCUCUGGCCUCAGCCCAGUCCGUCUCCAAUGCCUUGCCUCUGGGUUACCAGCACCCACCCUUCUCCCCCACCGGUGCGGACAGCAUUGCCUCAGAUGCCAUAUCUGUGUACAGCCUAAGCUCCAUCGCCUCUUCAAUGAGCUUUGUCUCCAAGCCUGAGGGUGGGUCAGAAGGUGGGGGCCCCCGAGGACGGCAGGACUAUGACCGGUCCAAGAAUGCUUACCCACAGCGAGCCACCCUGCCUCGGAGCCAGCUGUCCCCUGAGACCCGCCCUACAGGCAGCAAAGACGAGGAAGAAUACGAAGGGUUUUCCAUUAUCAGUACUGAGCCUCUGGCAGCCUACCAAGAAAACAGAAAGACACGCUUCUCACCAGAUCACAAACAGCCCCAAGUCGGGACAGCUGGAGGUAUGAAGGUUUCCCUAAGCUCCAAGGGGAGCAUAAGCACUCCAAACUCUCCAGUUAAAAUGACCUUGAUUCCCAGCCCAAACUCACCCUUCCAAAAGGUUGGAAAACUAGCAAGUUCAGAUACAGGAGAAUCAGACCAGUCUAGCACAGAAACAGACAGUACUGUGAAGUCCCAAGAAGAAAGCAAUCCAAAGCUUGAUCCACAAGAGCUGGCCCAGAAAAUUCUAGAGGAGACACAAAGUCAUCUCAUUGCAGUGGAGCGUCUUCACAGGGGCGGCGGUCCGACCAGCAAGAGUAAUAAUUCUGAGGAUGGCAUUUCCGUGCCAAACAGCGCUGCCGUGUUCAGAGCAUCAGAGACCAGUGCGUUCAGCAGGCCUGCGCUCUCCCACCAGAAGAGUCAGCCAUCGCCACUUCCUGUUAAACCAAAGCCCCCAGCCAGAAGCUCCUCCCUCCCCAAGGUGAGCUCAGGAUACAGCAGCCCCACCACCUCGGAGGCCUCCAACAAGGACAGCGCGAGCCAGCACAGUGGCCGGCCGUCGCCUGGCUCCGACUCCCAGACUUCCCUCUCCGACCAGCCUCUCUUCAAACUGAAGUACCCCAGCUCUCCUUACAGUGCUCAUAUUUCCAAAUCACCAAGGAACACGUCCCCAAGCUCAGGCCACCAGUCUCCUGCUGGCAGUGCACCUUCCCCAGCUCUCUCCUAUUCCUCAGCCGGUUCUGCUCGCUCGAGUCCGGCUGACGCUCCUGACAUAGACAAACUGAAAAUGGCAGCCAUCGAUGAGAAAGUGCAGGCAGUCCAUAACCUGAAGAUGUUUUGGCAGAGCGCACCCCAGCAUUCCACAGGACCCAUGAAAAUAUUCCGGGGGGCCCCUGGAACCAUGACUUCCAAAAGAGAUGUCCUCAGUCUAUUAAACUUGUCACCUCGGCACCACAAGAAGGAGGAAGGAGUAGACAAGCUUGAACUUAAGGAGCUGUCUUUGCAGCAACCUGGAGAAACACCACCGAAAGCGCCUCCCAAUGGCCACUGGCGCUCGGAGACCACUGCGCUGAGCACACUGCCCGCCAGCCCUCCUGCUGCGCCCCCCACGCGCCCUUUGAGACUUCCUUCUGGAAACGGCUACAAGUUUCUGUCCCCGGGAAGAUUUUUUCCCUCCUCCAAGUGCUAAAGCGUCUUUUGUACACACUAACUCUGGGUGCAGCAGCCGCGGGUGGGCACGGCGCUCGCUCUGCACUCCCUUGUCUGAGGUCCGUCACCCACUCGGCCGCUGGCCACCUCACGGUGGGCGCGCUCCCCGGGCACCACCCGCCCGGGUGCCACCACAAACACAGCUGGUGGUGCCUCUGGGCCAGAUUCACCAAAAGCCAGGAUUUCUGUGGGGUUGGUACAGGUUCAUGGAAUUUUCUACACACUUCAUCCAAUGUUUACCUUGAACUCCCUGCUUCUCAUUUUUGAUGUGAUUCUUCACAGGAUUUUUGUACAAAGAUGGUCCUGGUUCUGGGGUGGGGAGAGGAAAGGGAGCACAUAUUUUGCUAAGAGGUAUAUAUGCAGUACCUUUUAUACACAUAAGUACAAAGAGAGCUUUUUUUACGGCUUUCAGGUGCUGGUUGGGCGUUGGAUAUGUAAAAUCAGAGUUGAAUUCUACAUGAAAGUGUUGUAUCAGCCAAAAACAACAAUGGUUUUAAAAAUGCCAAUGAUUUAUAUAAUUGUAGCAAUUUUGGUCUCAUGAUAUUGUAACACCACAAUAACACGCAAUAAUUCAUGUCUAAACAGUGCUUCCAUGCUGAACUCUGCUCCCCCAAGCUCUACAAAUGUCCUUGGGGCUCCACAGUCAACCAAACUUGAAUUUUCUUAAAAAAAUUUAUGUAACUCAACUCUUACCCAGGCAUUUAGAACUAUGCAAUUAAGAUUUAAAAUGCAACUUUGUGCUUUUAAAACAUUAUUGACCUUUUUUGUACGUGGGCAAACAACUUGGUUUUACUAUCAAUAGUACUUUGCAUUUAUAGCUAUUAUUUUUAAAGGCUCAAAAAUUUUUUAAAUGUCAAAUUUUGAAUAGUCAACAACAAGUAAUUUUAUCAAGUUUGGGGGGGAAAGGUUAAAACUAUCCAGUUUUCUUACAAGCAAGCAAAAAAAUAAAAAAAUUAAAAAAACAAUUCCAUGGCUAACUAGAUUUAACUAAGAUCUAGCCUUCCAGCUCCUAUUACCUUUAUUAGCUGCUUAGGUUUAUUCUCUUUUUCCCAGCUCCAGGCCUCUAAAACCUCUUCUAUCUAAAUCUGUUGCCAGGUCCCCACAAUCCCAGCACCCCGUAUCAGUGAACUGCGUAUGGACCCUCAUCUUAGCUGUGACCACGCCCCUUGCUCCUGCAGUCCAAAGGACAAGCCCCCUCCCCUCUCACAGACUUUCAUGUUGGCAGCCUGAGAAGCAGGGGGUGUGGGGGUGGUUGCUGGGAUCUACACCCAGAUUAUUGCUGAAGAGGGAAACAGACGUCCCUGAAAGUGUUGUCUUUGAAAGUGUUGUAUGGCUGUGACAGUACACUGAAACUGUUGCCAGCUGGGACGUGACAAAAGAACAGGUAGCAGAAACCAUUAACUUAUUUCAAUAAAGAAAUAAAAUGCUGAAAGUCCUAUCAGUACUAAGUUUAGUUUGGAGAAUUUAAAUAAACCGCUUUUUGCUAAUUCUAAAAUUAAAAUCCUACCAUCCCCACUGUGAGGGUAUAUCACACAAAAGUGGACAGCCACUUGGCCCAGCAACACAUGGAGUGGGCACAAGGGGCCUGGCAGGAGGGACCCUAACCUAAGACCCCCAGGUGGAGUCUGUAACCUUGGGUAAGAGCUCACUUUAUAAACACACUCUGACCACUUGCCCCGUUCCUCAGUGUACUCUAAGAGGGAAGGAUGAUAUUUAUUCAGUUUUUGUGUUAUUCUCCUGAGCUAUGUCAUAGAGGUUUUUGCAUUUGACCCAACAGCUAUGCUGAUGAAAGCAAACAAUAAGGAUGAUCCCAUUCUAACCCUGAUCCAAACACUGGAAGAGAAAUACUUUUUAUAAAAAGCGAGCAAUUAUGAGGUGGUCUUUAUGUCAGUAGGGAAAAAAAUAAAUGGUAAUAAAAGUACCAGAGUAGCAAAUGAAAGCCAAGUUUAUAGCACUGUGCAUUUAGAUAGCAAAAUCAGGUCCUCUGCAAAGAAGACUAAGCCUCAAAGUAAAUUUCUGAAUCUAUAUGUAGAUAGGCUGUUUCUCAGCAAACCUCAGCCUCCUUCCCAAGUGCCAAGGAGCCCUGGAGAAAAGGGCCGGGGUCUGUGCGCCACCCGUUUGCCCGCCUCUAGUGCGCGCCCUCCACCAUCCUGACCACUUCCGUGGUUACCAAGCCAGCUAGGAGGACUUGUGGAUCCUAACCUAGUUGCAGUCCUAAGUACAUUGUUAUUCAAGUUUCAUGUUGCAAAGCCAAAUGGUAUAUGUGAUUUUUUUUUUGUCCUAGAUAUAAGCUUCAAUGAAAAAGCAAAGAUGAUGAAAUUACAGGAUUUAAAAAAAAAUCACUGUAGACUCACCACUUCUUUGUUUACUGUCAAUCUGGGUGUUUUCUAUGAGUAAAAUGGAUGUAAAAUCAAACUUUUCAGGCUACACUGAAAAAAGUAUGCACUUAAAAAUUAUCUAAGAUGUGUAAUUCACAGAUCUCUUUGUACAGAUCAGGGGUCGGUAAACUAUGACCCACAGGCUGAGUCAGGUCGGAGGCCUGGUUUUUUAUGGCCUUGAGCUGGGAAUGGAUUUUACAAUUUUAAAUAGUUCUCUGUGUACCUACACAAUAUUCUUGGCUUUGCCUGUUGGCCCACAAAGCCUAAGCUGUCUAAUGCCUGGCCUUUUAGGAGAAAGUUUGCUGACACCCGGUAUAGGCGGCAGAGAACACAGUUAAAGGUUUUGUCUCUACAGUCUAGGGGAAGCGAGUGUCAGACUGUGGAUAAAACUGACUGGCAUGCAUGGGAACCCAGAGCCAUGUGGGUAGAAGCGAGUGAUUCCUGUUUAGUCCUUGGCUUUUUGCCCCACUUGGAAGGAGUCAGUGGAUGUGGGUAAAAUGUACAAAACUAUUUUUCCUCACCAGAUGCAGAGAACAUUGGAUAUAUGUUGUUUUCAGCUCAGGAAACUGGAAAGCCCUGACCCACCUGUACUCCACCAGAUGCAAACACACUGAACACAAGCAAUAAAAUCGUCUCUUAGAAACUCCGUAUGACUGGAAAGUAAGGUUGUAGACCCUGUCUUAACUCUCACCAGUGCACUACUCAGCUUCUUCACUGGCUUUAAUUAAGUCAAUAUCCCAAGACAAAAAUAGCUAAAACUUACAUUUUUUUAAAAUUUAUAUUUGUAUGAAGUGAGACAACAAAGCUCUCACCUCCACCCACUGCAAAAGCUCACAGUCCACACCGAUGCUUGCUGGGUCCCAGCAGGAGAUAAAGUGCUGCACCCAGGGACUUGUACUGCUUUGCUUUCUCCCAUGGACCCCAGCAGGUGGUCACUGCGGCAAGUCCCCAGUACGUUGCCUGUCCCAUUGCCUCCCAUUGCAAAGAGAACUGUCACUUUGUUAGUUUCAGUUCAGGUUGGAAGAAACGCCAUGCAAUAAUCUGGUUUACUUUUAGUAAGUAGGCAGAAAAUAAAAAUUGUAUAAUUUUCACCACCUCUUUUGUUGUUUUAUCUAAAAAUGAUUGUACAUGUGGUUUGUGAACUGGGCCCUUGUUUGUGCCAGAUCCUUCAAAGAUGUUCCAUGUAAGGACCCGCGUGGUUACCUCUCCCCUCCUCAGACGCCUUCCCCACUUGGCACUCACACCCCUUGUAUGCAGUGUUAGCCGUCUUUGGCCUAUGUGGACUUCUUUUGUAAAUUACACAGUUUCCAGAUGGCAUUAAACUUUUUAUAUUCUGAAAUUUACCAUGUAAAAAGAACUUCAUAUUUUUAUUGAGAUUGCUAAGGCACUUGGCCUUCCUUUGUGAUUUCAGUGUCUAUUAAAGCAUGAGUCCCCUUGGUUUUAA
Manis javanica (Malayan pangolin) is the source of this 11405-nucleotide messenger RNA. RefSeq names its product tetratricopeptide repeat domain 28 (gene TTC28). Gene Ontology annotation, molecular function: protein binding. The record is from RefSeq and is a predicted model, not a curated record. Lineage: Eukaryota; Metazoa; Chordata; Mammalia; Pholidota; Manidae.